This is a messenger RNA of Acipenser ruthenus (sterlet), 4399 nucleotides long. Its product is annotated as coiled-coil domain-containing protein 6-like. The coding region runs from base 129 to 1451 and encodes 440 amino acids. The record is from RefSeq and is a predicted model, not a curated record. Lineage: Eukaryota; Metazoa; Chordata; Actinopteri; Acipenseriformes; Acipenseridae. The transcript has 9 exons.
UGGUGUUCCUUGUUGCCGUUUCUAGUUUUCAGCAAUAGAGGUCGCUACGGGAGUUGUCCACUGUUUCUCCCACCAUACCACUCAGCCCAGCUAGUAACGCUGCUGCCCCUCAGACUCGCUCGGCAAACAUGGCGGAUAGUGCAAGCGAGAGCGAAACUGAUGGAGCCGGGAGUGGCUCGGCCGCCCUGACACCCUCUUCCAGCAAAGCGGGGAUUGUAAUCUCCCCAUUCCGACUGGAAGAGCUUACAAACCGACUGGCUUCGCUGCAGCAGGAGAAUAAAGUGCUGAAAAUCGAGCUGGAAACGUACAAACUGAAGUGCAAAGCUCUGCAGGAGGAGAACCGGGAACUGCGUAAAGCCAGCGUCACCAUUCAAGCCAGAGCAGAGCAGGAAGAGGAAUUCAUCAGCAACACACUGUUUAAGAAGAUCCAAGCCUUGCAGAAAGAAAAGGAAACUCUUGCUGUGAAUUAUGAGAAGGAAGAAGAGUUCCUUACAAACGAACUGUCCCGCAAACUUAUGCAGUUGCAACAUGAGAAGGCAGAACUUGAACAGCAUUUAGAGCAGGAACAAGAGUUCCAAGUGAACAAACUGAUGAAGAAAAUAAAGAAACUGGAGAAUGACACUAUAUCCAAGCAGCUCACACUGGAGCAGCUAAGACGUGAGAAGAUUGACCUUGAAAAUACAUUGGAGCAAGAACAAGAAGCACUAGUUAAUCGCCUCUGGAAACGGAUGGACAAGCUAGAGGCAGAGAAAAGAAUUCUGCAGGAGAAACUAGAUCAGCCAGUGUCUGCCCCACCGUCACCCAGAGACAUAUCAAUGGAAAUUGACUCCCCAGAAAACAUGAUGCGGCAUAUCAGAUUUUUAAAGAACGAAACGGAGAGGCUAAAGAAACAGCUCCGAACUGCUCAGUUACAACAUACGGAGAACAGGGCACAGUAUAUAGAAGAGGAACGACACAUGAGGGAAGAGAACAUUCGGCUCCAGAGAAAGCUGCAAAGGGAAAUGGAGCGGAGAGAAGCCCUCUGCAGGCAAUUGUCUGAAAGUGAAUCCAGCCUUGAAAUGGAUGAUGAAAGGUAUUUUAACGAGAUGUCUGCACAAGGACUUCGUCCUCGCACGGUGUCCAGUCCAAUACCUUAUACACCGUCUCCAAGCUCUAGUCGACCAAUAUCACCUGGUCUAUCGUAUGCAAGUCACCCAGUUGGUUUUACACCACCUACUUCAUUGACAAGAGCCGGAAUGUCUUACUACAACCCCCCAGGCCUUCUUGCGCAUGGUGUUGCCAGGCCUUCCCCCAGAAGAAGCAACAGCCCUGACAAAUUUAAACGUCCAACUCCCCCACCUUCUCCAAACACGCAAACAGCAGUCCAGCCACCACCACUGCCUCCUGUCCAGUCGACAUCGUCACAGGCAGCUACUUCCCAGCACUCGGUGCAUCCCUCCUCACAGCCGUAGUUCAUGUACUCUGCAGCAGCUUCAUCCAGAGUGGACUUGUGACACCGAGCGCUUUACUAAAAGCCAAAGGCUUAACCGGCAUAUUUGGAUUUGACUUACUUGCACUGAGAUUAUAUAGGCUUCACUGUUAACUGUGUUGUAAAUGCUUUGUUUAGAAUGCAGCCGGUGUUGUGGCCCUACAACACUAAACUUAACAACAUAUAUUAUUGUCAGUGUUUACUGGAACAAUGUGUUGGACCAUUCUCUGGCUGAAACUUUUGCCACUCAAAUCUUUUGAAAGUACUGCAUUGUUUAAUGUCAUGUCACUCAACUUCAAUGGCUUUUGAGGCUUGUUUAAGAAAAAGGGAACCCUUUUAUGAUAUUUUUCUCCUCCGUACAGAACUAACGGGCAUAAAAAAAAUAUAUAAUCGGUAAGCAAAAUGCCUCGGUGUUUUAAUGUGGAUUUGCCAAGCGCUAUUUAGAAUCAGCACUACAUUUUAAGUAUGUAAUAGUUUCUGGUACAGAAGUCACUGACACAUCAAUCAGCGCCGGAUAAUUGUAAUCUGUUUGAUGUGCAAAACGAGCUUUUGGAGAUGUUCAGUGACAUAUCUUGAUGGUCUGUCCUUUUCAAGAAAAAAAAUAUAUCUAAAUAUCACACAUAAAUGGAAGGUACUGUGUAGAAAUAAAUACAAGAGAUGUUAUAUAUAGUUAAAGAGCAUGUAUAACAUGGAGCUUAUUUUUAAAUUUGAUUUAUUUUGAGGGUUUAGGGGAUUCUGUAACAUAAUUUAUUAACUUGUAACCCCUUCGGAUUUUUAUUUAGAAAGCAACGAUCUCUUGCGGGGGGUUCACAAUACUUGGAAGUACAAUGAAUACACAGUUCUGAGUGCUUUCGUUGGCUAUAUAUAACUGUAAUGUGCUCCAUAAUUAUUGCUUCAGAAGGCAGUAGAUGAAGAUAGUUUAAUAAUGGGUGUUUAUCUUUACAAAGAUGUUUCAUGCUUUCACAUCCAAGAGUUAACAAUAUUGAAACUUAACCAACAAAAGUGUGUCCUGGAUAGACCGUUAACAAGAAAAUGUACAUGUUUAUGGUUUACAGAUGUAUGUGACUUCGUAGCGAGACGUUUUAUUGUUUGUGUGAGAGAAGCAAAACCUGGCAACUCAUGCAGCAGUAUCAACCUGGUACAGUGUUCAAAUACAUCAUUUCCAUUUCAUUGAUACAAUAAAUCAUUUGGUUAUACUUUGCAGUGGAAUAGAUGAUAGGUGUCUUUUUAAUUGGAGGAAGUCUGUCUUAUUGUAGUGCUGCUAUUUUUUGAGUCUUCACCCUUCAUAUCCAUCUUGUAAUGGAAUAUAAUGUUAAAUACCAUCUAACAUUAUAUUCCAUUACAUUGCUAUAUCAGUGAGUAUCAAGAAGUGUCGGACUACAAACACAGGUUAGAGCAGUGGAUCUCAAUCCUGGUCCUGGGGGACAACUGUUCUGCUGGUUUUUGUUCUAACCGAGCUGCCAAUUACUUAAUUGAAUCCUAAUUUAGCUAAUAAUUUGCUUAAUUUUACUUUUUAAAUUGUGUAGCUUAUAAAAAGUUGGAGAUUUCAAGUUCCUUAUACCAUUUUAUACUUAACUUGAAAUCUCCAUCUUUUUAAAAUCAUCUAAGAGCUCAGAUUAGGCACAUUUUCAGUUUAAUUACUUCAGUUAAGUAAUUGGGAGCUCAGAAACCAGCAGGGCAGUGGUCCCCCAGGACCAGGAUUGAGAACCAUUGGGUUAGAGGGUUCUGUAAUAAUAACCUGUGUUAUUGCAUUAAAUACUUGCUAUGGCCACCAUUCAUCUACUGUAAACGAGAGGUUAUAUACAACAGAAAGCAGGAUUUUCACAUUCUGAACAUCAUCCUACUGCUAGGUUAGGAGUCAUUUUUCCAAACAAAGAACAAGGUGGCGAAAUGGUAUUGUACACAUCCGGCAUCUUUAAAGUAAAAUUAAUAUACAAUUAGUUUUCUGUUAUUCUUCUAAUUAUUUGGUGUGGUAGCCCCUUUGUGUUUGUAUGAUUGAAUAUAUUAAAUCAUGCCCCCCCCCCCCCCCCAAAUAUUUGGUAAACUAGGAGAGAUCAGUAUUGUGGUUUUAAUGAUUUGAUUAGCUAUAUAGAAAAUUUGUGGCCAGAAAGGUCAUAAGAACAUUGGUGGAUGCUAAAGAGAGGUGGCUGCCUCAUCAACUCAAUAAACAGCUUAGCUCGAUAGUUUGUCUUACUGAGAUUGAUAUUCAGCCAGUUCAAACACAAUAAAAAAAACUCUGAAUAAUUAGAUUCUGCAUGAUGCACACAACCUGUAUCGCACUGUUUAGAUAUCUUCUAUAUGGUUUCCACAAUGCAUCCGACAUAUGGGAGAAUGGUAUGAAAUUGACAGCUGAUCAAAAGCUAAAGCUAUCUUCAAAUAAGCAGAACCUUUUUUUGUUUCGCUUUAUUAUUAUCAAAGUGAGGUAACUACAGGGUUUAGAUAUGAACAAUACUUUUAAUGUUAGUCUGAAGAUUAUACAAAAAAAAGUACAUUUGUUUUAACUUUUGUUUUUUCAAGAUUGAGCAUGUUGAUUGGGUGUCUUUGUGAAAACUGUUACAUCUUUUCAUAGUUUUAGAGAAAAUCUGAAAACCGCAAGUUUUUGAUCUUCCUGUUGGUAUCUUAAUAUUGAUCUUUUUUUUUUUUUUUUUUUAAAGUAAAAUUGUUACCUAAUUCCUAGUAUGACAACAAUAUGCAUUUAUAAUUGGCGUGCACCACAGGAAUAUGCUUUGGGAGUUAUCUGUUGUAUUUUUUUUUUUUUACUUUUUGCAAACUGCUAAAUAGACUGUUGACAAUGAAUGUAAAAGGUUUGCUUGUGUUUAACUGCUAUCAUUUCUGGAACACCAUUGAGCCUUAACUUGCUGUGGUAUGGCAAACAUGUAAGCACUGUCUAGCUUUCCCACUUCAAACAAUUAAAGCCAUAAUGUGUUCUAA